Mus pahari (shrew mouse) is the source of this 2555-nucleotide messenger RNA. RefSeq names its product WD repeat domain 82 (gene Wdr82). Gene Ontology annotation, cellular component: Set1C/COMPASS complex. Bases 307 to 1248 code for a protein of 313 amino acids. The transcript is spliced from 10 exons. The record is from RefSeq and is a predicted model, not a curated record. Lineage: Eukaryota; Metazoa; Chordata; Mammalia; Rodentia; Muridae. Gene Ontology annotation, molecular function: protein binding; chromatin binding.
CACAGGCUCCUCGCCCUCUGGUUUUGCUUCUCCCUUCAAGAUGGCGGACACAAUGAGCCGGCGGAGCGCCGGUUGGCCCUGAAGUGACUCCGGAGAAGAACGGUCGGCGAGGUCCCGUCGUCCCGGCGAGAGAGCGUCGCCUAAGGAAGAGGACGCGGCAGUCCCACUGUCAGCCGUCCUUCCGUUCGUCUCCAGCGCGGCGCCCGCACCGCCGGGGUUGAGCAGCCCGCCCGCUCGCUCGCCUCUCGGCCCCGCCCCGGCCCUGCGCCGCCGCCGCCGCUGCCUUGAGCAGCAGCCGCCGCCGCCAUGAAGCUGACCGACAGCGUGCUCCGGAGCUUCCGCGUCGCCAAGGUGUUCCGCGAGAACUCGGACAAGAUCAACUGUUUUGACUUUAGUCCCAAUGGCGAGACGGUCAUCUCUAGCAGCGAUGAUGACUCCAUCGUACUCUAUGACUGCCAGGAGGGCAAACCAAAGAGAACCCUGUACAGUAAGAAAUACGGUGUGGACCUCAUCAGAUACACCCAUGCAGCCAACACAGUCGUUUACAGCUCUAACAAAAUAGACGAUACCAUUCGUUACUUGUCCUUGCAUGACAAUAAAUACAUCAGAUACUUUCCAGGACACAGCAAGAGGGUGGUGGCCUUGUCCAUGUCACCUGUGGAUGACACUUUCAUUUCUGGGUCUCUUGAUAAGACCAUUCGACUCUGGGAUCUCCGGUCUCCUAACUGCCAGGGCCUCAUGCAUCUACAGGGCAAACCUGUCUGCUCCUUUGAUCCAGAAGGGUUAAUUUUUGCCGCGGGUGUCAACUCAGAAAUGGUCAAGCUUUACGACCUUCGUUCUUUUGAUAAGGGACCAUUUGCAACAUUUAAGAUGCAGUAUGAUCGGACCUGUGAGUGGACAGGGCUUAAGUUUAGCAAUGAUGGCAAACUGAUACUCAUCUCCACCAACGGCAGCUUCAUCCGUCUUAUUGACGCAUUCAAGGGUGUGGUGAUGCACACAUUUGGGGGUUAUGCUAACAGCAAAGCUGUGACACUCGAAGCUUCAUUUACUCCAGACUCACAGUUUAUUAUGAUUGGUUCGGAAGACGGCAAAAUCCAUGUCUGGAACGGAGAGAGUGGUAUAAAAGUGGCUGUAUUGGAUGGCAAACACACUGGUCCCAUUACCUGUUUGCAAUUCAACCCCAAGUUUAUGACCUUUGCCAGCGCCUGUUCCAACAUGGCCUUCUGGUUGCCCACCAUUGAUGACUGAUCCUGACGCUGCUGGGCUAUGUACAGUGAGGGCGGCCAACAGGAAAAGCCAGAGGUGACUGAGAUGACAGUGGGAUUGAUCGAUCAUUUGACUGGGCCUGGAGAACAUCUUUCCACAUGGCCUUCCCAGGGAUGUGCUGUCCAUCCACUCUAAUGAAUUACUUUGCUGAGCACCUUCAAAAGGACUCCUGGUGCUGCAGACUCAGUUGGCACUCAGCCUUUCCAGCUCUCACUGCGCCAAGCUCUUCGGAGUGUGACUAGACUUACGAUUAGGUUACCGUGGGGCUCUUGAACCCCUUCAAUUUUGAAUGUACUUGCUGCUGAGGAGCCAGUGAAGUCCCCACUUUCUGCACAUCCUUCUCACCCCAGAAAUGCAUGGGAAGCCGCGGUUUUGAGAUGCUAGGGCAGCUCAGCACUCCUUGCCCUCACCCUGCAUGUCUUGUUACUGGGUCUCCCUGUGUAAUUCAUUGUGGCAUUUUUCCACAACCAUCAUGUUUCUUAGGUGCCAAACAUUUACAAAAAUAAUCUUCAUAAACCUUGGGGUCAAAGAAAGAGACAGGUACAGAAGGACCUUGUUUGUCAGGAGGCUAUAUGGUAUUCUUGNAUAGGUGGGUGGGGCAGAUCUUGGGCUUAGAUGUUGGCUAACAAAGGGCCCAAGAGUCUGAAAGGGAGGGAAGGGGGUAGCAGGUAAAUUCUGAGAGCUGAGAGGCUUAGCAGCCUGGUGCAGUUCCCCCAUGAAGACAAUCCCACAGUCUUUUGUGGGGGGUCCUACANAGCUUGGCUUGUACAAAAGCAAGCAGUAGUUUAUUUUUGUACCUGAGUCACAUCACGUUCUCCUGAGGGCCAGUAUUGUGGAACGAGUCUGAGUUGUUUACACUGAUGCCUUCCUUCCCUGCCCACCACAAAUUGUGUACAUAGUCNGCAGAUGAAACCCCUCUUGUCCAGCUCCUACCCAAGAGCUGGCUCUAGGCCUGUGUUAUAUGUUAUAUUUAGCCUUUUUAUAUAUGACCCUUGAUCUGUUUGUAUUUGAACACUGUGUGUAUCCACUUUAAUACAUUUGUGCAGACAUGCACAUUACAUACAUGUAUAUGCCUGUCUCAUCUAGAUUAUCAAGGGUUCAGCAGGAGAGGGAANNUUACAGCUGAGAAUGACUCUGUGGAUAGUGUAUGCCACAACUGUUAUUCUUCUCUGUUAACCUUAGGGAUACAACGUGAAGCAGAGCUUCUAGUGUUUGCUGUUUCAUGGCAGCUAAGUGGGGGCCUUGGGUGAAUCCCUUGUGCUCUUUAAGCCACACUUUGGGGCCCUCUC